This is a messenger RNA of Cryptomeria japonica (Japanese cedar), 978 nucleotides long. Its product is annotated as tetraketide alpha-pyrone reductase 2-like. The transcript has 6 exons. Bases 1 to 978 code for a protein of 325 amino acids. The record is from RefSeq and is a predicted model, not a curated record. Gene Ontology annotation, molecular function: oxidoreductase activity, acting on the CH-OH group of donors, NAD or NADP as acceptor. Lineage: Eukaryota; Viridiplantae; Streptophyta; Pinopsida; Cupressales; Cupressaceae.
AUGGCAGAGGUUGGUAAGGAGAUGUGCGUGACAGGAGGGACAGGAUUCAUUGCUGUUCAUCUCAUUCGUGCUCUACUCAACAAGGGCUAUGUUGUUCGCACUACUGUGCGAAAUCCAGAUGAUGGGGAGAAGAUUGGGUAUCUGUGGGAUCUGCCUGGUGGAAAGGAGAGGCUCAAAAUAUUGAAAGCAGAUCUUCUAGAAGAAGGCAGCUUUGAUGAAGCUGUGAAUGGUGUUGAUGGGGUAUUUCAUAUUGCUUCACCUGUCUUAGUACCAUAUGAUGACAACAUCAAGGAGACCUUGAUUGAUCCCUCUGUGAAUGGCACCCUCAAUGUCCUCAAGGCAUGCUCAAGAUCACCAUCUGUGAAAAGGGUGGUGCUUACCUCUUCCUGCUCAUCUAUCAGAUAUGAUAACAAUACCCAACAGCUUCCGAAUUUAGAUGAGUCGAACUGGAGCGAUUUAGAUUACUGCAAACAGUACAAUCUUUGGUAUGCAUUUGCAAAAACUGUUGCCGAGAAAGAGGCCUGGAAGUUUGCACAAGAGCAGGAGCUCGAUAUGGUUGUGCUAAAUCCAUCAUUUGUUGUUGGCCCACUUCUUGCUCCUAAGCCCACCAGCACUCUUUACCUAGUCUAUAACAUAAUCAAAGGAGGAAAUAACAAAACAUAUCCAAAUGCAAGGCUAGGUUUUGUUCAUAUAGAUGAUGUGAUAACAGCACAUAUAAUGGUUAUGGAGGAACCAUCAGCAUCAGGGAGACUUAUAUGCUCUGGUGAAGUUGCUCACUGGGAAGAAAUUGUUAAGAUGCUCAAGGAAAAAUACCCAAUGUACCCAAUUGCAGACAAAUGUGGAGUAGAGCAAGGGAAUGUUACACCCCAUACAUACAACACUGGUAAAUUAAGAAGCCUUGGAUUUGGCAACUUUAAAAGGCUUGAGCAGAUGUUUGAAGACUGCAUCACAAGUUUCCAAGAGAAGGGACUCUUGUAG